Messenger RNA from Branchiostoma floridae (Florida lancelet), 1063 nucleotides. RefSeq lists its product as uncharacterized. NCBI's taxonomy places the organism in Eukaryota, Metazoa, Chordata, Leptocardii, Amphioxiformes, Branchiostomatidae. The record is from RefSeq and is a predicted model, not a curated record.
CACGUCCGCGAGCAUUUCGAAAAUAAUUUCCCAAAAUAGACGGGCGGCCGACAUCGCCUACCAUAAUUUUGUACUCCUCAUACACUGUAACGGUUUUCAGAGUCAGCUACAGAAAGAACGGACGAAAAAUGUCGGUGUACGGAGAUACCGGGCCGGAGGGCGAUCCGCAUGCCAAGUUCAUGGAAAGCAGGGAUCAUCCCCUUCACAGCGUCAACCGACGUAAACAAGCCUUCGCGGAUAAGUACCGGAGCCUGAAGACUGACCUGGAUAACAUGAACGAGGAGUACAAGCUGCCUAUGAGCAGGGUGCCUGACGACCACAAACCCCUCCGCGGCAAGGUAGGUGUGCCCGGGAAGAAACGGGUGUCCAUCCUCGACGGGCCGCUCCAAGAAGAGGACAAGUCGGAAACGAUUUUACAGCUGAAAGUGCGGAAACUCCAGAAGAACGUUAAGACAACUGAGGGCAAGUUCGAUGAUCUGGUGGAUGAAUACCACUGCAACAGGAAGGACAUUAGGAUGCGAGCCAACAAGCCUAAGCCUCGAUCUUUGGCAAUUGUUGUGUAUGAAGACCCCCGCCUGAACGGAGACAACGGCAUCAUGGUCAAGUCCAUGAUGGACCUGAAGAUCCAAAGCCUGAACAAGAACAUCAAGGAGGCCGAGAAGGGCAUGGACGAGCUCGCCAGGGACUCUCAGUUCGUGCGUAGCGCUGUGGCUGAGGAUGGAAACAGGUACAUGCGGCGGCAGCCGGACGCCCUGACUGAGAAGGACAUGCUGAAGUUCAUCAACCACCGGGUGGACGUGCUGGACCAGAAACAGCGUAACAUGGAGAGGACCUACAACAGGGCAGAGAAGGGCACUAACGAGGUGGAGGACAAAGUGAAGAAAGCCCGGCAGAUGGAGGACGAGGUGCACGAGUCGAUGAAGGCGGCCGGCCACCCCGUGUGGCACAAGAGGAAGACCAGCAAGUUCCUGCAGGCGGUCCAGGAGAGGGGAGAGAUCGGGUACGAGCUGGAUCUCAGUCCCAGGGUGCCGAAGUACAAGCAGAAGCAGGAAAUGAGGAAAAG